AUGGCGAACUACCAGUCACAAGUACAUCUCUAUCUUUUCUUGACAUCACCCAAAUCUCUCAAUUAUACUGUUGCAGCACCAAGACAGGGUUUCUCACAUUCGGGAUAUCUGUUGGCCAAUACUCUCGUUUCUGUACAACUUCCUAGAUCCUUGCUUAUGCCACAUGGGAUCAGUGACCGAGGAAUAUUAGUUAGGUCGACAGAAGAUAUGACAGUGUAUGGUCUCAACCAACACAGUGUCUCCACUGAUGCUUUCUUAGCUCUUCCUGCAUAUAUACAAGGUCUACAAUACAUUGUACCUUCAUACACUCAGAGACCGAACUUCAAGAGCUUAAUUGGCAUAGUAGGCAUUCACAACAAUACACAGGUCACAAUUGCUUUGGCUUCUGCUGCUACAGACGGCACUACAUCUUACAGUGCUGGUGCUAACGCUACUUACACAAUCAAUUGGAUGCAAACAUUGCAAGUACGAGGUGAUGAUCUGACUGGAAGCUACAUCUUUUCAGACAAGACAAUUACAGUGUUUGGAGGACAUGAAUGUGCAGACGUUCCCGUAAGUAAACCCUAUUGCGAUCAUCUAGUGGAGCAGGUUCCUCCUAUUACAACACUUGGUAGACACUUUGCCACCGUCCCACUAUCAACACGGACAGCAGGAGACAUAUUCCGUGCAAUAGCAUCAAAAGAUGGCACUGAUGUUAUCGUCAAUGGGCAGUUGCAAGCAUCCAAUUUGCAAGCGGGAAAAUUCCACGAAUUCUUGGCUUCUUCUACGACAUUUCUGUCAAUUGAAGCCACUCAGCCAAUACUACUAAUGCAGUACUCACAAGGCUCAACUGCUGAUAGUACAACUUCUGAUCCAUUCAUGUUGAUGAUCCCUCCAGUUGAACAAUACAGAUCAAGAUAUAUUAUCAGUACACCAGCAGCUCAGCCAGUAUCAUUCAGUAACUACUUGGCAAUCAUCACGGCCGAUGAUAACAAAGAUGGUCUGAGACUUGACGAUCAACCAUUACCUUCUUCUGUUCUGUGGAACAAUAUCCCUGGUCAAACACUUGUUGGAGCUAAUGUACCAAUAUCCAUAGGGUCACACACAGUCCAUCAUGUAGAUAGGAGCAGCUUUGGGCUGAGUAUCUAUGGCUUUGAAAGUUAUGAUUCGUAUGGAUAUCCUGGAGGACUACAAUUAAAAGCACAGUGUGUUAUAAAAGUACCUGAUGAAAUAACAGAUAUAGAUGAGUGUGCACCAAACAAUGGCAGCGGUCCUUGCCAAUACGUAUGCACAAACACUUUCGGUUCAUUCCAGUGUUCUUGCCAACAAGGCUACUUCUUACAAGCUGAUCGGGUAUCCUGCAGUCAAUCUGCUCAGCAAUGUCUUUGUUCAAGCAAGGGCAACGGCAUAUGCAUAAGGGGUGGUUUGUGUGAAUGUCGAAUUGGAUGGAGUGGUCCGACCUGCUUAGAUCCACAGUGUCAUCUUGUCAAUCAAUGCUCUGGCAAAGGAAAGUGCAUUGCACCCAACAAAUGUCAAUGCAACAGGGGUUGGACAGGGUUUGCCUGUGCUGUCAGUACUUGUCCACAGUUCACCACAUGUUCUGCCUGUUCUGAGGUACCCUACUGCGGCUGGUGCGACUCACAACGAAGAUGCAUGCCAGGAACAGGAGUAGGACCAUCAGACAAAGAUACUUCAUGCCCUGAAUGGUUUUUCUACAGUUGCAUAAUUGUGAAAGAUUCUUUGGUUGACGGAAAUACUACCAUCAUCUCAUCCAACCCCUUCUCCUACCGAAUCCAAAUAAUUGACUGUGAUGAGAGCUGUCUUGUCUCAACUGUGGCACAUCGUGGUAACAGCAUUACAACUCCGGGAAGCCAACGGUUUUGUCAGCGCCGUAAACGAGCAUGUAGAAGCUUGUCUAACUGCUAUAAAGAACGGUCAGAUUUAGCAUGUGCUGCAACCAACGGCGUCAUCUGUCGUGUCCACUCUGAGGGACAAUGUCCAGGUGGUCUACCACAAUUCAAUGACAAACUUAUCGUUGGCCCAACAAACCAAUCGACUAUAGUAACAGGAAACGGAAAUGAUGAUCUUGGAGAAGUUGUGAUCACUCCAGGAGAGGUUGACAUUGCAAACACAAGAAUAGACUUCAAUUUUCACGUCUCCUGUGCUACCUUCCGAGAUUUAGCUGAUUGGGAUGACUAUGGCUGUUUCUGUGAUUCAGUCAAGAAUACAAGCUUGGUAACAGAAAGACAACCAGUUGAUGAAACAGACAAGUGCUGCAAAGAACACAAUGAAUGUUAUGCUCAUGCUCCAUCCAAUUGUGAUUGUCACAAAGUACAAUCAUUUGCAUUCAAUGCAGAAUGUUACAACUGGAAGUUAGCUAAAGGAUUCUGUCAAGACCUGUCUCGCACUAGUCAAAAUGAUGCAUGUAAACAUUACUGCUGCCAGUGUGAUUUCACUGGAGCUGAAUGUCUCGCACAAAAUAGGAACACAAAGGCAGACAAACUGUGGCGCUAUUGGUUAGAUCCAACAAAAAGUCAAUGCAAUCAGAGGUGCGGAAAAGUUCCAGGAUGUGACUGUAAACCAGCAUGUUCUGGCAACGGAUUCAUUGAGAGUGUGGGACGAGAUUCAUUCUGUCUCUGCUUUCCUGGAUGGCAAGGACAAUGCUGUGACCAACCUGACUGUUCAUGCCACAGUUCUAACUAUCACGACUGUUCAGGAAAUGGUGUUUGUAGAGCAGCAAUAGGAGACAAUAAUCCAUCCUGUUCUUGCCGCCAAGGCUGGAGAGGACGUUGCUGUGACACAAGAAUACCUGUGAGAAGGUCCGGUGACCCACAUCUAUCUACAGUUGAUGGGCUUGAAUUUGAUUAUUUUGGAAUUGGAGAGUUCUGGGACUGCAGAAGCAAGGAGAAUGACUUUGGUGUGCAGAUAAGGUUCUUUGGUUACAAAACAACAUCCUUCACUGGUGCAGUAGCUAUCAAGACAGGUAACACCACCACAACCAUCUACACACUCAACAACACUGCCGGACAAACCAAUUUGCCCAAACUAAGGAUAAACGGAACACUUUUCAAUGAUACUUGGGAUGGUUAUCCGACCAUUUACAUUAUUGAUUCAGAUCAAGUGAAACUUUAUGUACAACCAACUAGAGCUAAUGGCUCUGUGGUGCAGUACCUCUUUCAGUUCAAUUCUGGUGCUACAUAUACAGUAGAUGUUCGAUACAGCAACAUGCUGGAGAGACAAUAUAUUGACACAGAAAUAGGACUAGUCGCAUCCUUCCUACGUCAGACAGAAGGUCUGUGUGGGUACAUGGAUAAUAAUGUGGAGAAUGAUUUGGUCACACCUGAUGGCAGACAGCUGACCAACACAACAACCUUUGCAGAAUCAUGGCGUGUUGACCUGAGCGUUAACAAAGUAGGUGACAAUGUAUGGUCAUGGAUGUCUUCUAACUUUGAUCCAGAUGAUCCACUUGAUUUUUCAUAUACAAAUCCAUAUCACAGAACCGUAUAUGGGACAGAACAGUUAGAUAGCACAAAAAGGAAGGAAGCGGAAGGAGAGUGUGCUGCCCUUGUACUGCAAGGAAAGCUACUUAAUGAUUGCAUUCUGGAUAGAGCGUUAACUGGAGACAAAACAAUUGUACAGCAGAGAGCUUUCCAGCAAGGAAAAUGUCCUAACGAUUGUUCUAAUCGAGGACACUGCAGUAAUAGAUCAUGCAUUUGUAUAGACAGCUGGAUGGGUGAAGACUGCAGCCUAGGUGGCUGUGACAACUGCCCCACAAACAGUCAGUGCAUUAGUGGUUUUUGUAGAUGUAAUUUUGGCUAUGUUGGAGCAAACUGUUCAAAAGCUACAUGCGAGAUGAUCAACAACUGUACCAAUGCAACACAUGGUCUGUGCAAGGCUCCCAAUGUUUGCCAAUGUAACCCAGGAUAUCUGGGUGACGAUUGCAGUACACCAGCAAUAUGUACUCACAACUGUUCAUAUCAAGGCACUUGUGUCGGAGACAAUAAAUGUCUUUGUUAUUACGGAUGGGGAGGAAACACUUGCAACAAGAGAACAUGCGAGAACUUGGCAUACUGCUCUGGUCAUGGCACUUGCCGUUCAGAUGGAACAUGUCAGUGCAAUGAAGGUUGGCGUGGAAGUUCAUGUGAUCUGUUCAGUUGUGAUGGUGUCGGUGAAUGUUAUGGUCAUGGAGACUGCAUCGAAACUGACAAAUGUAGCUGCCAUGUUGGCUAUUCUGGAGUAGCUUGCAACAUCUCUACUUCAUGUCCAUCCAAACGAAAUUGCAGUGGCAAUGGUGUGUGUAUAAAUGCAAACACUUGUCUCUGUUUCUCCGGAUACUUUGGUGAUGAAUGUGAAACAUUUGAAUGCAGUCAAGGAUGUUCAGGCCGAGGCACUUGUGAAGCACCGGAUAUCUGCUCUUGUAUACUUGGCUGGACUGGAUCAGAUUGCUCAGUACCAUCAUGCGAGCAACUACACUAUUGCUCAGGUAAUGGCAAAUGUGUUGGUCCUGACACUUGCCAAUGUGAUGAUGGAUGGGGUGGGCUGCUGUGUAAUGAUUUCGACUGUAGCUCUGGCAACAGAAGUGGCAAUUGCUCUUUCAACGGAAAUUGUACUACACCAGGAGUCUGUGCUUGCAACUCUCGCUAUUGCGGAGACGACUGUCAACACCCAAUAAUAAAUGAGUGUAAUGGGCUCCUGACUAAUGGUACUAUUAUAAAUCCCUGCCAACAGAUCUGCAUUGAUACUUGUGAGUCGUAUCAAUGUUCCUGCUCAGCCGGCUAUAUCUUAAAUGAUGACUUGACAACAUGUCAAGACAUCGAUGAGUGCAAUACAACUGCCUUUGCCAUUCGCUUGAACAACUGUGAACAAUUGUGCAUCAAUGUUCCAGGAUCCUACAACUGCACCUGUAGUGUUGGUUACCGACUUUCAGAUGACAAAAGUUCUUGUGUCGAUAUAGAUGAGUGUGGAGUAAGUGACCAUUGCAGUCAGCAGUGCAUAAACACAGUUGGCUCUUACAAUUGCAGCUGCAAAAGUGGUUAUCGACUCAAUGACGACCAAAAAACUUGUGAUGACAUUGAUGAGUGCAACACAACUGCAUUUGCCAUUCAGCCAAACAGCUGUGAAGAAUUGUGCAUCAAUGUUCCAGGAUCCUACAACUGCACCUGUAGUGCUGGUUACCGACUUUCAGAUGACAAAAGUUCUUGUGUUGAUAUAGAUGAGUGUGGAGUGAGUGACCAUUGCAGUCAGCAGUGCAUAAACACAGUUGGCUCUUACAACUGCAGCUGCAAAAGUGGUUAUCGACUCAAUGACAACCAAAAAACUUGUGAUGACAUUGAUGAGUGCAACACAACUGCAUUUGCCAUUCAGCCAAACAGCUGUGAAGAAUUGUGCAUCAAUGUUCCAGGAUCCUACUACUGCACUUGUAGUGCUGGUUACCAACUUUCAGAUGACAAAAGAUCUUGUGUUGAUGUAGAUGAGUGUGAAACAAGUAAUCGUUGCAGUCAGAAGUGCACAAACACCAUUGGUUCAUACAAAUGCAGCUGUACAAGUGGCUAUCGACUCAAUGAUGACCAAAUAACUUGUGAUGACAUCGACGAGUGCAAGGAAAACAGUUCUGACUGCUCAAACUUGUGUUCCAACACAAUUGGCUCAUUCACGUGUGAUUGUACACAUGAAAAGCUACUGGCAAAAGAUGGCAAAACCUGCAUAGACCUUCCAACAGCUUCUUCAAAAGAUUUCCUCGUCAGUGCAACCCACGCAAUACUUUCACACAUCUCUAGUGAAGAAUUUGAAAAGCGUCAGUCACAAUUCCACGAAGUUGUUACACAAGAAGUGUGGAAUUAUUGUCAACUUUCUACAAACAAUCAAUGUGGCAAUGUCACCAAAAACACAAAGAAAAACCUCUAUCUCCAAUUUUCAUCAGUAGCCUCUCACAAUACUUCACUUAUGGUCACAUUCUAUAUUUUCUCUAUUGACGUUUCCACACAUGCAAUCUUCAUAAUUCCGGCUGAUCAAGUUGUUUUUGUUCUAACCAACAGCAAAGUACUACAAAAGGCCGGAUUUGAAGUCGUCAGAUUGGUUGCUGUUUUUCCACCAUCAACAGAAACACCUACAGAGAGUCCCAAAUCCAGUGGCAUCUCUAGCACCAUUUUGAUUGCUGCUGUGGUUGGAAGUGUUGGUGGAGUGCUCCUACUUCUCUUUGUGGGUUAUUGCAUCCACCGCUGCAUCAAAGGAAAAGAAAAGGGCUAUCUUAUCUAAGAUAGAGAAAACGCUGACAGGAGUAGUCUGUGUGUUAUUCAAUAUGUGAUUUAUGUAGGAGCUAGGAUUAUUGACUGCCCUGUUUACUGAAUAUGAAAACUGACUACUUUGUGACCUCUAUAUUAGCCAGGGUGUCACAUCCUGUUCGCUAAUAUUGUCUUGUAUGCAAAAUAUAA
Messenger RNA from Corticium candelabrum, 6410 nucleotides. RefSeq lists its product as uncharacterized. Bases 1 to 6234 code for a protein of 2077 amino acids. Gene Ontology annotation, biological process: phospholipid metabolic process; arachidonate secretion. The transcript has 28 exons. Gene Ontology annotation, molecular function: A2-type glycerophospholipase activity; calcium ion binding. Lineage: Eukaryota; Metazoa; Porifera; Homoscleromorpha; Homosclerophorida; Plakinidae. The record is from RefSeq and is a predicted model, not a curated record.